Dictyostelium purpureum is the source of this 1440-nucleotide messenger RNA. RefSeq lists its product as uncharacterized. Gene Ontology annotation, molecular function: toxin activity. Lineage: Eukaryota; Evosea; Eumycetozoa; Dictyosteliales; Dictyosteliaceae. Bases 1 to 1440 code for a protein of 479 amino acids. The record is from RefSeq and is a predicted model, not a curated record. The transcript has 5 exons.
AUGUUUAGACAGGAAUUAGAUUGCCAGAGGAAUGAAGAUGACAAAAUGGAGUUUAUUUGUGAACUUCUAAACCCAUUAAUAGGUUUGCCACAGAAUAAUCAAUAUUUUUUAUCUGGUAUAUUUUCUGGAUUUUGGGGUCAAUUAUUCGAAGGUGAAGAUAAUAAAUAUAUUAAUAAAAUAGAAUUUGAAAAAUUUUUUAGAGGUUUAUAUCAAGAUUUGGAAAGAAUUGUAAAUGAAAAAGCAAGUGAAAAAUUAAUUUCAUUUUGUAUAGAUAAAUUACAGGGUAUACAUUCAAUAGGAAAUCAUUACUGUGAUUUAUUAAAGAUUUGGGAAAUAAGAUAUGGUGGGGGUAUCAUGGACUCAAGAUCAAUAUUAUCAAAUACAUCAUGUAAAACCCCCGAGUAUGAUAGCUAUUCAAGUUUAAAUAAUGAUGAACUAAAAAGCAGCAUUAGAAACUAUUUUAAUAAACUUUCGAAGGGGCUUGAGGAAUGUAUUGCUUUUUUCUCAAAUAAAGAAUACUCUAUGCAUUCGUCAAAACUAUUGGUUGUGGUGAUGGCAAUUUAUUGCUCUCUGACUCUAGAUUGUAUUCAUAAUUCAAAUUCAUGGGAUUUAUAUUCAGAAAAUAGAUUAGAUAAAAAAUUUAAUCCAAUGGUUUAUGCUUUAAGAGAUAAAAUUAAAGAGUUUCAGUGGUCUCUUGGAUACUCUUUAACCCAGUUUACAAAAGAAAGUUAUUCAAAAUUAAAAGAUCUCAACUAUACACUUAAAGCUGCAGCAAACAUCAACGAGUUAAACAUUAACCUUUAUGAAUAUCCAACCAAAACCGUCGGUGCAAAUAAAGUCAACAGCGAAAACAUUGUAAUUGCUGAUGAUAAUAAGGACCAUUACAAAAUUUUUAAAAUUCAACCUAAUACACUAGAAAUGGCUUUUAAUGGUGCUUACUCUUCAGAUCAUCAAACAACUCAAAAUAACAGAAGCUUUUACAAUAAAAGUGAUAGUAAUAAUACAAAUGGCAACAUUGAAAUUUCAAGAUUAAAUGAUAAACCAUUGUUAAAAGGAAUAUUCAAAUUAAAAGACGAAAAACAAUUUAACAGCUGUAUUGUUUCAGUUCACUUUUCAAACUAUUAUACUUCAUCAAUUAUAAAACCAAAUGAUAACUACGAAUUCACAUUUUAUGUUGCUGCAUCAUCAUCAAAAACCAACCAGUUUAAAUCUUUUGUUGAAAGAGUAGACCUAAAAUCCUUUGAAUACAAAGAUGAUGUCCCAAAUGAAAUCGUAACAAGAACAAAAGCUCUAAUUAAUAAUAAAGUUAAUCCAGGCUUUUUAAUGGACAAAUUAGUGGUCAAAAUAGAAAAAUUCACAACAAAUAUUGUUAUUGAUAAUAUUCAAAUUAAUUUAUUAAACAAUAUUGAUAAAAAUAUUCCAUCAUUCCCCCAGUUAUAA